Messenger RNA from Knipowitschia caucasica, 210 nucleotides. NCBI's taxonomy places the organism in Eukaryota, Metazoa, Chordata, Actinopteri, Gobiiformes, Gobiidae. The record is from the annotation of a GenBank genome assembly.
AUGCCUGUGUGCGUUUUUUUUUUUAGGGAGUCCCUGGAGGUCCUGGAGCACCUGGAAGAGACGGCCCCCCCGGUCCCAGAGGCCUGGUUGGUAACUCUGGACCUCAGGGCAGAGUGGGACCUCCUGGAGCAUCUGGCCCCCCAGGAGCCCCCGGAGCCCCAGGCCCAGGGGGGUCUACGGGUUCCACUGGAGAUCAAGGAGUUCCAGUAA